Spodoptera exigua (beet armyworm) is the source of this 1533-nucleotide messenger RNA. The record is from the annotation of a GenBank genome assembly. NCBI's taxonomy places the organism in Eukaryota, Metazoa, Arthropoda, Insecta, Lepidoptera, Noctuidae.
AUGCUUGUGUCACUUAUCUGGGAUUUUCACAUCGGUACAGAGUUUCCAACAUGCUGUGCUCGCCUGAGGUGCGUCGUUGAAGUCAACGGUGAAAGGAUUGUCCAAACUCGAGGACAACCUGGAGAACUCUUCCCCGACAAGCCAUGGAAGGGUCAACAGAACGAGCCCAAUCCCGCAGUGGUUGGAAUGACCGGCAUACAGCAAAAUACUGUCGGAGGAAUGGAACAGAAGGCAGCCUUCGUGGCUGACCAGACGCCCACACCAACGCGUUUCAUCAGGAAUUGUGAGGAGGUGGGCCUCUUCCAGGACCUGCAGAAUGUCAACCCGUUCGAUGAGGGCUUCAAAAGGGCCAUGGAGGCGAAGCACGGCAUCCUCUCCCUGGAGAAUGCGCUAGCGUCCUCCUCAGACGAGCUGCACACUCCUCAGAUGGUGUUUCCAACAAUUGAUGGGGACUCCGCCCUCUACAGCACCACCAAUAACCAGAGAAAUAUAACUAUAAGUCGCUCAUCAAGCGACGAGUCCGGCGCAGUAAAAGAAUUUGAAAGAACAACAAUAUCAAAAUUGACAAAUGAAGUGACGACUAUAAGCAGAAUUGUGGGUAAGGCAGAAGAGAAAGUCGAUGAACGAAACAAAGAUAUAAGAAAAGAUUCAGUCUCUUAUACAACAAAUAAUGUCAUAAAAAUUAGCAACAUGGUCCGAACGGAUAGUGUUGAAAAGAAUCCCGUACAAACAUUAAUCUACGAAGACACUGUUAUACACGAUAGCAAUAUACUAUCCAAGGAUUUCACAGAAAAAGUACCAGAAGUACCGCCUAUAAUGAGUCAGAAGUCUCUAGAUUUUAUCGUUGACAGUCUCAAUAAUGAUUUCGAUGAUACAGCAAAGAAAAAGAAUAAUAAUAAAAAUGAAAAUGAAGAUUAUGAAGUUAUAAUCAAAUUGCCCGGUGGUAAACAAGUUAAAAUGAGAGCCGUAGAAGAAGUUGAGAAGGAGAGGAAAGAGGUGUCAACGAAAGAGAUUUUGAAGAAAGCGAUCACUGAGAAGGUCGAGAAGAAAACGCCUCCGAAGACGAAUGCAGUCAGUUUGAUACCUGUGAGUAAUGUUCCAAUAGUUCCAGGCACAUUUAUACCAAUAACAUUUGUGCCACAAAUCAAUCAGAAAGUACCGAUAACUCCAAUCAACAUAGAUAUUAAGAAACCAGUCAAAAGAAAGGUCAGGUUUGAAAAAAAUGAUAGCCCAAAAGACACUGGGACCGUUUCAACUGAGAAAAAUGUUUGUAAUAAGAAAAAUAGUUGUUCCAAAGAUCUCGAUAGUCGAUCUGCUGCUUCUAGGAGAUAUAGAGCACGUUUAAAAGAGACGUGGAUGCAACAAUCACAGGAGAACGAAAGACUUAGAGAUAUGAAUGAAAAACUCAGAGCGGAGAGGGAUGUCUUAAAGACUGUGAUCUUAGAACAUAUAAAGAAAUGCCAGGAUUCCACAGAUUUGAAAAACACUUUGGAGAACCUCAAAAGUACAGCAAGCUCAGGAACUUCGUUAUAA